This is a messenger RNA of Hibiscus syriacus, 3113 nucleotides long. RefSeq lists its product as uncharacterized. The coding region runs from base 476 to 2899 and encodes 807 amino acids. Lineage: Eukaryota; Viridiplantae; Streptophyta; Magnoliopsida; Malvales; Malvaceae. The transcript has 19 exons. The record is from RefSeq and is a predicted model, not a curated record.
UUGAUAAAGUUAAAUCUGGACCGCGAACUAAGCUAUUUUCUCUUCUUGUUUGUUGCCGCCCUCAGCGUUCCCUCCCUCUAUCUCUCUCUCAUAAACAAUAAAAAACCCUAACCCAAAUCUUCCGCGCUUAUUUAAAUUUUAACUCCAUCAUUAAUUUCUCCCCCCAACUUUUCACGAAUCUUAGAACCGCGAGAUUUGAAAUCUGGUUUUUCAAUCGUCACGCAUUGUUUAUUCGUCAAUUUGCCAUAGAAUUCUAUGUGAUUUGGAUUCAAUAUCUGUAUAUUUCCUUUGAUUUUUUCGCUCUGUGUAGGUUUUUAUAUUCCCACAUAUUGUGAAGAUAAAUUCAUGUUUUAAAUUCGAAUUUGGAAUAGCGUUUCAGUAUAUGAACUGUGAAAUAUUAAGGUUCGUUCCUUUCUUCGGGUUUCCUCUUAUGAAUGCUGUCAUUAUCAGAAAUUUGGGAACAAACUGUUGUUGAAUGGAGGAGGAAGCAGUCUGUUUGGAAAUCUCAGCAGAGGAGGUUACGGAGAAUGUAAAUGCGAUGAAUUCUGAAUUGAAGCGAGACCGUGAAUGCCUUGAUCCGGAACCAAAAUCUGAAUUGGAGUCAUAUCCUAACAAGAAACAAGCGAAAGAAGUUUCCAAUGAGGAUAUUCGAUCAGAGGUUUCAAACCCAAUUGUGUCUCCCAAAGAAAACAUGUCUUGUUUCAAUGACACAAGCAGUAGAAACCAGGCUGGUAGCGGUGAGGUUACUUCUGUUUGUUCCCGGAAUUCAAGCUUUAAUGAGAGUCUCAGUGAUAGUUCUCAAAUGGGUGAUACAUCCAAUGCUAUGUCGAGUUCCCAUGUUACAUUGGAAAUUCCGAAACACUUGAGUUCAUCAGGGAUUAGGAAAAUUACUUUUAAGUUCAGCAAAAGGAAGGAGGACUAUGAUAAUGAAACUUUGUAUUCAGUUGGCGGUGAAUGUAUGAAUAUGGAAGAUAUUUAUGGGAAUGGUUCAUUUGAAUGGAGUGGUCGAUAUCCUUGUGCUCCCAAUUUGGAAAUGAAAAUGUCUAAGAAGGUUGUUCCGAGUAACUACCCUACAAAUGUUAAGAAGUUGUUAGGGACUGGCAUUCUUGAUGGAGCCCGAGUGAAGUAUAUUUCUAUCUCAAUGGAGAGAGUACUGGAUGGGAUUAUUCAUGCGUGUGGAUAUCUGUGUGGAUGCUCAUUUUGUAAUUUCUCCAAAGUGCUAAGUGCCUAUGAGUUUGAACAGCAUGCUGGUGCCAAAACUAGGCAUCCAAAUAAUCACAUAUACUUGGAGAAUGGGAAGCCAAUAUAUAGUAUUAUUCAAGAACUAAAGACUGCUCCACACAGCAUUCUGGAUGCAGUUAUAAAAGAUGUAGCUGGUACAUCCAUAAACGAGGAUUCCUUUCAGGAUUGGAAAGCUAGUAUUCAGCAAAGUAACUUAAAUGUUCAAGCAGAGAAGAUAUAUAACAUGAAACCUUCUAGUUUGCCUAGUUCUAUAAGGUUGAACUCAGUCAUGAAACGAAAGAAAACUGACGGUGGCAUGAAGAAAAGGGAUAAUGAUUUACACCGGUUACUUUUUAAGCCAAAUGGACUUCCAGAUGGAGCGGAAUUGGCCUACUUUAUCAAAGGACAGAAGUUACUGGAGGGCUACAAGCAGGGAAAUGGUAUAGUAUGUUGCUGUUGUGAGAGAGAGCUCAGCCCUUCACAGUUUGAAGCACAUGCUGGAAUGGCCGCCAGAAGACAGCCGUAUCGGCACAUCUAUACAUCUAAUGGAUUGACGCUUCAUGAUAUAGCAUUGUCAUUAGCAAAUGGGCAGUGUGUUACAACCGGUUCCAGUGAUGAUACGUGUGCAGUGUGUGGAGAUGCUGGAGAUCUGCUUCUUUGUUCUGAAUGCCCCCAGGCUUUUCAUCCAGCUUGUUUGAAUCUAGAGCACCUUCCUGAAGGUGAAUGGCAUUGUGCAAAUUGUGCAGAUGAACAUGGUUCUGGUAGAAAAGCUGUUUCUGGAGAAGCUUCAAGUACAGCAAGACCAAUUGUGAUACGAUUAACAAGAGUUGUUAAAGCACCAGAAUCUGAAAUUGGUGGUUGUGUUGUUUGCAGGGGACAUGACUUUAGUGGCUCUACAUUUGAUGAUCGAACAGUUAUUCUCUGUGACCAAUGCGAGAAGGAGUUCCAUGUCGGUUGCUUGCGGGAUAGUGGACUAUGUGAUUUGAGAGAAAUACCCGAGGAUAAAUGGUUCUGUUGUGAUGACUGCAGCAGAAUUCAUGGGGCUCUGCAGAGUUAUGUUUCCAGUGGGGUGCAGAUAAUUCAUACUUCAUUUGAAAAUAUAAUCAAAAGAAAGUAUUUAGAAAAAGGAUUAUUAAUUGAUGGAGCCACAGAUUGUGUUCAAUGGCGAAUGCUGAGUGGAAAAAGCCGUUAUCCUGAACAUCUUCCAUUACUUUCAAGUGCUGCCGCAAUAUUUCGAGAAUGUUUUGAUCCCAUUGUAGCAAAAUCUGGUCGUGAUUUGAUUCCUGUCAUGGUCUACGGGAGAAAUAUAUCCGGACAAGAGUUUGGUGGGAUGUAUUGUGUGGUUUUACUUGUGAGGUCUGUUGUUGUAUCUGCUGGUCUUCUUAGAAUAUUCGGUCGGGAGGUUGCCGAGCUGCCUAUCGUAGCUACAAGUAGAAAACAUCAAGGAAAAGGAUAUUUCCAGGCACUAUUUGCUUGUAUUGAGAGUUUACUGAGUUCCCUGAAUGUUGAAAACCUGGUGCUCCCAGCUGCGGACGAAGCUUUGUCAAUUUGGACAAAAAAGUUUGGCUUUGCUAAGAUGAGUGAGCAGCAAUUGUCCAAGUAUCAAAAGGAGCUUCAGUUGACGAUCUUUAAGGGAACGGUGAUGUUGGAGAAGAAGGUAGAGCUGUUAUCUGAGUAGUGCCGAUCAUCUUCCUUGCGAGAGUUCAUCAAAAUACCGGGAUUUGGCAUAUUAACAUUAGGUCUAAUUUGUGGUGUUGGUCUUAAUUUUUUUUUUGCUCCAGUUUUUGUUUUCAUCCACCAUAAAUGGUUUUGUUUUUUGUACAAAACUAUAACUAAACAAUGAAAGGAUGUAAAGACUUAGAAAGAAGAGUGAAUCAAACAUGCAUUGCAUG